Molecule: messenger RNA, 729 nt
Organism: Exophiala bonariae
Lineage: Eukaryota; Fungi; Ascomycota; Eurotiomycetes; Chaetothyriales; Herpotrichiellaceae
Exons: 1
Coding region: 1-729 (242 amino acids)
Source: RefSeq, a predicted model, not a curated record
AUGUAUUCCACACGCUACUUACGGAGGCCAAUGUUCCCGUUCGUAUGCAACGGCGAUGCAGCCAACGAAUUCGCCAACAACAGCCCUCCUCGCAGUACACACCCACUAUUUGACCUUGGCACGGGGUUUGGUAUCAUUGAUAAGAUACUUCCAGCAGAGGAGGCAACAGAGCUUCGCACGAUUUUUACCGAUCUCUCUCGGUACACGCUUGCCGUAGAUGACUUUGUCAUGGGUCGACCAGAAGCUCUCAGUCGCAGAAACUUGGCCAACGAGAGAAAUUUAACCCAGCAUAAUUUGAUGUCAAAGUGUCCCGACUUCGAUGAUCCCGAUCAUGAGUUAUCUGAAGCUUUUUACACUUCUUGUUGGCUGGCUGCUGCUAUCUAUAGCCUGCUAUCCGUCUUUCCCAUGGCCCAAUGGAACGCACCAUUCGCAAUUCUCAGUCAAAGAUUAAAAGUUCAGAUAUCAUCAACAACGGUGCAAGAAAGAUGGAACGAAGUACCAUUACUGAUGUUGUGGAUAACGAUUAUGGGAGCUAUUAGUUCGUCUGAUUUUCUGGAACAUUCGUGGUACAUUUCAGUCCUCGAGCGUCUGGUGUAUCGACUGGAGAUAAGUUCCUGGGAGGAUGUGAAAUCAGAAUUGGAAAAGUUCCUCUGGUAUGACAACAUUAGCAGUCCAGAUGGGUACAUGAUCUGGAAAGAAAUCGAAAACUCAAGUCCCUUCAGCGCUUAG